Molecule: messenger RNA, 2886 nt
Organism: Haliotis rufescens (red abalone)
Lineage: Eukaryota; Metazoa; Mollusca; Gastropoda; Lepetellida; Haliotidae
Exons: 7
Coding region: 233-2161 (642 amino acids)
Biological process (GO): positive regulation of DNA-templated transcription
Cellular component (GO): chromatin; nucleoplasm
Molecular function (GO): ubiquitin-protein transferase activity; zinc ion binding
Source: RefSeq, a predicted model, not a curated record
ACAGACAGAUUAUAUCUUUAAAACUCACCCAUAGCUGCCACUCUGGGACUGAACAUGUUUGUACGUGUGUUGCCACAUUGGUGUCGAUCUACGGAGUUACCUCCCCUGACAAGGAAGCAGCUGCCCAUGUGGGGAGCGAUCUGUGUCCCCGUGUGACAGACUACAGCCAAAGUGUGGCGUGUCUAUAAAAAGUACUGUGCACAACUUGGACAUCAUAACACUAAACAGGACAAUGGCGACUGCAGUGAAGACACCCCAGUGUAGAGUGUGUCACACCUCGCACAAGUAUGGUGGACCUGAUCCGCACCUCCUACCUUGUCUCCACUCGGUGUGUCAGACAUGCCUAGACACUGACAGCCAUCAUACACUGACGUGUGACAUAUGCCAGGAAACAUUUGAUAAAGAACAAACUGAUUUCCCUCCCGAUGUCGUUGUCAUCAAAGAUAUCUUCCACCAAACUGCUGAAAACGAUGGUUCCGCCGUGCUUUGUACCAAUAGAGAUGACGGCAACCAAGCAAUGUCCUGGUGUGAUGAAUGUGAAGCCUUCUUGUGUGAGCACUGUCAGGCCAGCCAUGAAUAUAUGAAGAUAACAAGAUCCCAUGCAGUUGUGACAUUGGAACACUUGACGUCUGCUGACGGAGAACCUACUCCUAAGACUGUCUACUGUAAAGAACAUGCUGAUCAUCCUCUCCAGCUCUAUGACGAAACAUGUAAGCAAAGAAUAUGUUUCAAAUGUAAGGAGAAUCAUAGCGACUGCAAGGUGAAUGACAUAGCUACAGUAUGUCAACAUCUGAAGGAGACGGUAUUGGAGGAAGGACAGAAAGGCCUCUCUAAGAAGAUAGAAAUAAUCAGAGCAAUCAGGGACCAGGUACAUGAAGUUGUCAAGAUGUCAGAGGUGAAAGAGGAGGAAGGGAAGGAGUUCUUAAAGCAUACAUUUUCUGAGCUGAGAAAUACUUUAAAUCAGCGAGAAGAAGGGGUUUCGCUACAACUGGAUCAAAGUUUCAGAGCUGUAUAUGAUAUAAAUAACUCACGGCUAUACAAGUUGGAAAUGGAGGAAGCCAAAUGUGACACAGCACUUGGUUAUUGUCAGAAAUUCGCUGCUUUGUCUAGUGUUGAUGCACUCUUCAGGGCCAGAAAGACAGUAGUAUCCAGAACCAAUGAGUGUAUUACAACUGAGCUUCCCCAAGUGAGAGAUACAGAGGCUGCAGUCACUCUAUCUAGACAAGACUUUACUGACAUGAAGCAAUCGAUUUCUUCCUUUGGAGGGUACUACGUACCCAUGGACCCUCAGUCAGAAAGUAACCCAGAGGGAUCUACUAUGAAUGCUAUGAAAACGAAGAUAAACAAGCUUGAAGCUGAUAACAUGUUACAUCUGCAGGUUAUAAAGAAUCGCGAUCAGCAGAUCGAACAGCUAUCGACAACAAUGAAGUCUGUAGAUUGCGUAUCUAAUGUAGCUGUCCACUUUUUGCCUGCCUCAGAUGCCCCUUUUCCUGUUCCUCUUCUCUGUAUACAUCUGAAGUAUGACAAAGACAGAGUCAAUCUGGACUACGUCCACAUCAACACAGAAGGAGACCUGAUCAACAGAAAGUCGGGCAAGAGACCUGCAGGGAAGGGGAGACUGAAGAAGUACUUGGGCUCAAGUAGCACUGCCCCCCUCCCCCGGGCUGGCUGUCCCCAGUACUGGGAGAUGGUGAACAGGGUCAGUCUGGACAAACCACUCACAGGGAACCGCCUCAUCCUAGAGGUGGGUGUAUGCAGGGAGGAGCAGAGGGACGUACAUCAUUGUAUAGAUCAACAAACCAGCUCCUGCUGCAUGCAGGUCGCCCAGUGUACUACACACGGCGGGAUAUGCAUGCGGACAUGGAAGGAGGGGAAGUAUGUGUUGUGUCUGCCUGACACUCUCCCCAACACAGCAGGGUCAUCACACACACUGCAUUACGGUGUUGUCUAUGAUGACGCCAGGAAGAAGAUUGUCUUCAUUGAUGUGAAGGAGAACAAAGUGAUGUCGAGGUUAGACAAUGUAGACUCCAGUCAGCCACUGUGGCCGAUGUUCGGGGUGUAUAACCCAUCUCGCCUCACUGUCAGCAUGACACUUGUAGUGGGCAGCGACAUCAACAUGACAGAGGAGAAGAAGGGAAUGAUUCUCAGAGCCUUAUCGUGAGAGAGAGAGAGAGAGAGAGAGAGAGAGAGAGAGAGAGAGAGAGAGAGAGAGAGAGAGAGAGAGAUUUGUAAGUUAUGUUACACAGUUAUUGCAUUGUUUUUUAAUUGUGAGAUUUGAUUUAGCUAUUGCACGUCGGGGAUAGAAGCCGACCAGGACCCAAACGUUGAUUAAAUUGGAACAUAGUUUAAGAGCAAGUCAAUCUUAGGUUUUUCCCUACGUCAUGUUAUGUUUAAUCCUUCAUUUAAUCUGUGGUAGAGAACUGACAGAUGAAUGACAGUGAGGAUAUUUUCCCAAUGACUGUGCCGAAACAUGGACAGAGUGACUAGGCGAGGAGUGAGUGAGUUGGGUUUAAUGCCGCUUUUAACAGUAUUUCAGUCAUAUCACAGCAUGUCAGCUUUAUGUUUACCACCCAAGGGACGCAACUCUGCACAGCGAAUCGCGGCUCCCAAAACGACUGGGCCACCCGUUCCGCGACUAGGCGAGGAAAUGGAUAGCUGUAUGCAAUAUCUAUCUAUAUCAGGACGGCCGGCAUGUAGUCCAUUCUGGAUCAGGCAAACAGGACUGUUUUAUAUGUAUCCCAUGAUACCCAAUCAUUCGAUGUAACCACCCGAUCCUCAUAAUAACCAACUCGCGCUUAAGACGGUAUACUGAGGACAUGUUAGUAGUAUACCAGGCUCAUUCAGGACCGGACCUAGCAAAUCCCCAUAUGACGUCACAGGUCAUGG